AUGCACUUAAACGUCAGGUCGAGCUGGACAAAGCAGCUCUCGAUCCUCAUAAAGUUGGCAGUAAUGGCGGUUUGUGCACAGGCGGUGAUGGGUUUGAGACAUGGGCAUGGCAGAAGUAUGGGUGAAAUUAAAAAAAUUUUUGAAAAUUUUGAAAAUAAAAAAAUUUUUUUUUGAAAUUUAAAAGUUCAACCAAAUUUAAAAUUUUAAAAUAAUUUUUUAAAAUCCAAACUUUCAGAAUCGACCUGCUCGAAGCCUUUUACGGAAUGCGAGAUGGACGAGACUUGUCGUUGGCAUAUGAGCGAGUUGCAAAUGAAAUGUCGUUUGGAAUUAGAGCAUUGCCGUCGCGAUCAUUGUGCAGCUGCGAUGCGAAGAUUCUCGCGAUAUGUCACGAAGGAGAUUCUGGAGGGCAUGAUGUUCUGUCAGUGUGCAUUCAGCGACGUUCAGUGCAAACAUCAGCAGGUGAGGGCGUGAACAAAACUUUAAAACUUUUUUAAAAAUUUUUGAAAAUUUUUUUUUUCAAUUUAAAAAUUGUUUUGAUUUUGUAAAUUAGAGGCAUUUAUAAAUUUUUGGGAAUACUUGUGUCUCAAUAAUUCCACUCUUACUAAAGUGACCGACUUUUUUAAAAUUUACUUUAAAACUUGAUAUUAUAGUAGCCAAAAGCCUAAAAUCUACCCCCAAAAGCCAAUAACAUACCUAUUUUCAGCAAUGGAUGUACCCCAGAUGCCUAUACGAAAGUUAUCGUAUAAAGCCCAAACGAAGUUGUACCCAAACUGUCAAGUACUGUCAACAUGACAGUUAUUGUCAUCGAACCUUGACCGCCUUCAAUCGAUCAUGUCCCAUUGGUCCUGGUGAAGCUGGAGAAUGCAAGGCUAAGGAUAUGCAUAGGUGUAGAUUAGCGUUGAUCGGUAUUAGAGGAACGGAUUUGGAAAGCCCAUGCUAUUGUAAUAGUGAUGAUAAGACUUGUUUGGCCAAUCAGAAUAUGGUUCUGCCUAAUAACCCUUGUGUUGGUAGGUUUGGGGGUUGGGAAUGGGCAUGUAAAAGCGCUUUUAAAGUAGUUUUAGAUAUUAUAGUAAAGAUUUAUAGAGUAUUUUUUAUUAUUCUGAGUUUUUUUCAGUUUUGAAAUACAAGUCGUUGUACUAAAAUGACGUCUUUUUAUCAUAUAAGUCAUUAAACCAACUAAUUUUUGCCUAAAAUUAGUUGAUAUGCACUUUUUCAGAAACCAUGAUGACAAAAUAUGCAGGAACAUCAAACGAAAAAGACCCUGGGGCUGAAACUGAACAACUCAUGCCUUCUGAACAUCCAUCGCCAAAGAACAGUCGCUCUCGGAAAACGUCAACAACAACAACUUCUGCUCCUUCUGAAGCCUCUAAUAACGAUGAAACAGAAGAAAAAACUGAUGAAGAUAACAAUACCAACAAAGCAGAAGAAAAAGAAAGUGAGGAAGAAGUAAAAAAUGAAGAAAAAAUAGAAGAAAAUGAUGAAAAUAAAGCCAUAGAAGAACCUCAAGAAGAAGAAGUUAAAGAAAAGUCAGCUGAAGACAAAGAAGAUGCAGAAUCUUUAAAUUCAGAAACCAAAACAUCAGAAUCUGACAAAACAAUAGAAGAAGAAGAACUAGAAAAGAAAGAAAAAGAAGUAGAAGAAGCCGUAGAUGUAGAAAAAGCUCCAGUAACCGACUCAACGGUACUACAAACAGCUACAGUACCAAAAGCCAUGAAGCAGACGACAUCACCGAGUAAAGGAAUAAAAGUUGUAUUAAAGGCAACCGGUGGUACUACGCCAAAAGUCAUCAAUGACACCAAGCUGGUUACUCAAACACCACCACCGGAAGGCGGAUGUACCACUAGGAAUAUAGAAGGAGAAUGGGUUACGCAUUACAAGAAUACAUUGUUUAGGGUAUGUUGUAGUUGCUUUGAUCUUUAGGGUAUGGUAAGGUAGGGUGAGGUAAGGUAAGGUAAGGUAAGGUAGGGUAGGGCAGGGUAGGGUAGGGUAUAGUUUUAAAACGCAAGUAGGUAUAGCCAUUUGGCGGUAUAUGUAUGCAUAAAAUAAUGAUUUACUUUAGCAAUACAACGACUUAUCAGGUCGAUGUUCUUCAUGGUGUCAAUGUCACAAAAACGAAACUUUUACGUGUAAAGCAAUGGACUGCCUACCCGAAGGGUCUUGUAUCACUCCUCAGACUACUGUUGGUAAGGAAAAAAUUUUUUAAAUUUUAAAAAAAAUUUCAAAAUUUUCAAAAAACAUUUUUUAAAUGAGUACCUCUCCCCCCCCAUCCUUAAACUACUUUUUAAUAAAAAAUAGAAAAACAACCUUAUCAAAGUCAUAAUGCCCAAUUUCAGCCUUUGGUGAACGUCUGUACAUCGAGAGUCGCGGUGCUUGUUUGUGUCAAAGUGGCAAGUUCAUUUGCGACACGAGUGAGAAGCUGGUCGAACUGGAGCCGGGUCUGUACAUUUCUUUGGGAUUCGCUCGUGCUGAGCUGGAGGAAAUAAAGAAGAAGGUUCCGAAGCCGUUAUUGGAAAAGUGCGGCCUAGUGAGUCCGAGUCGAUCCGUGGCCAAGGAUAUUGCAUCGAGGCUACAGUAUGCGUUGGAACGGGCUCUGCCUAAGGUUAGUUUUGAUUUAAAUUAAUUAUUGGAUAAUAAGGUAGAAGAUUGACGUUUUAAUUUUUUUUAAAUUUGUUUUGAAAGAGGGCACAGAAAUAAAUGAACGGGCUAAUAUUAUUUCAGAGCACCCUCUGCCGAGUAGCAAUGAUAGAAGAACAUACAUAUGACUCUGUCAUCCUACUUCAAAUCCAAUGGUACGGUAUCGACCCCUUUGCCAAUACCACCGAAGCUCAUUGGCACAUCGGAAAACUGGAAAAAGCUUGCUCUCCGUAUGUACGACAACUAGAGUACAACUUCUGGAUGGAACGUGCUGAUCGGUAUCAGCUCGUACUGUCCACAGUAAAACAACUCCGCGUCUACGAUCUGCUGGACGGGUUACCCAAAAGCGCCGCCACACUGCCAAACUUUCAGUGCCUUCAGAAACUCUUGAUCUUGUUUUGGUGUUUCUUCUUUGUCUUUAAUUUGUAG
This is a messenger RNA of Bursaphelenchus okinawaensis, 3063 nucleotides long. The record is from the annotation of a GenBank genome assembly. NCBI's taxonomy places the organism in Eukaryota, Metazoa, Nematoda, Chromadorea, Rhabditida, Aphelenchoididae.